This is a messenger RNA of Gamsiella multidivaricata, 1090 nucleotides long. RefSeq lists its product as uncharacterized. The record is from RefSeq and is a predicted model, not a curated record. The coding region runs from base 40 to 1029 and encodes 329 amino acids. Lineage: Eukaryota; Fungi; Mortierellomycota; Mortierellomycetes; Mortierellales; Mortierellaceae. The transcript is spliced from 3 exons.
ACUUACUCUUUUAUCUGAUCAAAGGUGGCCGAUAGCGACAUGAUGCGCCCUGGUUUGAAAGCAAUUCGAAAUGCCGACUCAGAGGCCGCGCUCCAGGAAAAGUGGAAUGACUUUCAAAGGAGAUUUGCUCAUGCGAAAGAACUUAUCGCCUACAUCAAAACUUGGAUGGAACCCGAAAGGUUGGCCAAAUGGGCCCUUUACCAGAGAGAGAACAAUCAGCAUAUUAACACGAACAAUUUAGUCGAAAGUUGGCACAAGACAUGUAAGCGACAAUACUUGGGAUACAAGAGAGAUUUGCGUCCUGAUGAUCUGAUCUUUUUAUUGCAAGGAACGGUGGACAUUGAUUAUAGGACAUCAUACUACAGAAUCAGUCGUGGACUACAACCCCUGACACUGUCUGAAGCUGCUUUGGCAAGAAGAGCAAAGGCAAUGGCGCUACCAUUCGUUGAUGCCAAGGACAUGGUAUCCGAACCAUCUCAGGACGGAAAGUGCUGUCUUUCUCUGACUUCAGCAAGGUGUAUUCGAUCCAUACAAACAAAGAUAUGUAGACCAUCGUUUCUUGCACCUGCAAUGAUUAUGAUCGGCACAAAGAGCCUUGCAAGCAUAUGUAUCUUGUACCAAGGAUCUACUGCGAAGUGGAGAUCAGCUACCACGGUGACCCAGCAGAUGAAAAAUUUCAGGAAAAAUCAAAGGGAGCGACCACUGGCAACGACAAUGGUUACCUCCCUCUGGAGUCCAUGCUUUCCGACAGACUCAAGCUCAUGCUCCAGAAGCACAGGACUGAAAAAGAAGAGGCUGAGAAGUUGGCCAAAGCGAAAGUCAAAGAGGCCAGGCAGAAGCGAGAAUGGGAAGAAACCCAGGCACAGUUUGAUGCCGAUCUGGAGACGCUUUUCGACCUUGCAAAAAAGCAAAAAAAGAAAUGCACGCUUUUGUACUUUAAAGGAACGGCAGCCUUGCUGCACACCACUGCCCUUUAAGCCAAAGGACUUGGUAGCCGUACUCCGGCAGGGCGUAAGUGCCAGUGAAUAAAGUUAGUCAAACUACAAUAGUGUCAAUUGUCAAUUGUGAGCGUGCAAUAGUAAAGGUCAAG